This is a messenger RNA of Amorphotheca resinae ATCC 22711, 1745 nucleotides long. RefSeq lists its product as hypothetical. The record is from RefSeq and is a predicted model, not a curated record. NCBI's taxonomy places the organism in Eukaryota, Fungi, Ascomycota, Leotiomycetes, Helotiales, Amorphothecaceae. The transcript is spliced from 3 exons. The coding region runs from base 248 to 1654 and encodes 468 amino acids. Gene Ontology annotation, cellular component: cytoplasm. Gene Ontology annotation, molecular function: calcium ion binding; calcium-dependent phospholipid binding.
CGAUCCUCCUGGAUACUGGGAAACCCAUCAAAGCCCUCGCUGAUGGGGUCAAGCUCUGCUCCUCCCAGUUCCUCAAUUGCUCUUGUGUUUCCUCUUAUUCGCUCAAUUUACUGGGAAGAGGAAGGCCUUGGCACCGCCAAGCGCUGACACAAAAACCUUGCUACAACACAGCCUCGUUGGCUGCCCUCAUUAACCUCCUCCAUCCAGGUUGACCUCGCAGACUCGCAGAUAUACAAUUCAACAAGAUAUGGCAUACCAACCUCCAAACCAAGGGUACAACCCUUACGGUGCGCCGCCAGCGCCGCCACCAGGACAUCCCCCGCAACCUUAUGGAGGAUAUCCUCCUCAACAGCCAGCGUAUGGCGCUCCCCCAAAUCAAUACCCGCCUCAACAGCCACCUUACGGUGCUCCUCCAAACCAAUACCCUCCACAGCAAUACGGAGCACCUAGUCCUCACCCAGGAUAUGGAGCUCCUCCUCCGCAACAAUACCCUUCAGCACAACCGCCAUAUGGUGCACCUCCACAGCAGUAUCCUCCUCAACAGGGCUACCCGUCACAGCAGCAACCAUACGGCGCGCCACCUCCACAACCAGCAUACGGCGCUCCACGGCCCCAGCAGUACCCUCCUCAGCAAGGCGGCUAUCCAUCACAACCCUACGGUGCGCCGCCCGCACAAAAUUAUCCACCUACCCCACCAUCUCUAGGCUAUGGCCCCGCACAGCAUAUUCCAUGGGACGGUGUUGCCGAUGCCGAAGCCUUACGAAAGGCCAUGAAAGGCUUUGGGACCGACGAGAAGGCACUCGUCAGACACCUGGCGGACAAAGAUCCCCUCCAAAUCAACGUGUUGCGCGAAGUAUACCAUCAGCGCUUCAAGCGACACCUCUUGAACGAUGUGCAGAGUGAGACAAGUAGUUGGUUCAUGGAGGGGUUAUGUGCCAUCAUCCGUGGACCAUUGCUACAGGACGUCGUGGCACUGCACAGUGCUAUAUCUGGGCCUGGAACCAAAGAGAAAAUCCUCAAUGAUAUCUUGCUUGGGCGCUCGAAUGCCGAUAUGCGCGCGAUCAAAGACUUGUACCACAAGACCUACCACAAAUCCCUCGAAUCGGAUAUCAGAGGAGACCUAUCCAUGAAGACAGAACGGCAUUUCAUGAUGGUCUUAGCGGCGAAUAGGAAUGAGGAAUCUACGCCAGUGAUUCCGCAGCAGAUCGACCAGGAUGUUAUGGAAUUGUAUAAGGCGACGGAGGGCAAGACAGGCACGGAUGAGUUACUAGUCUGUAGCAUUCUUACCCAGAGAAGUGAUGCGCAGAUCGGCGCUAUCGCCUAUACAUACAAACAGAAGUUUACUCGCGACCUCGAGACCGUUAUCAAAAAGGAAUUCUCUGGACACAUGGAACUCGCGCUCCUGCACCAAUUGCGCACCGGUACUGACAAGGCGAUGCGCGACGCGCUCCUCCUCGAAGACGCCAUGGAUGGCAUGGGCACCAAAGACCAUCUGCUGGUCCAGCGAGUGGUGCGCGUGCACUGGGAUCGCAACCAUAUGCAGCAGGUUAAAGGGGCCUACCAGCAUCGUUUCCACAAAAGCCUUGUGUCCCGUAUAAAGGGGGAGACGAGCGGCGACUACGAAAGAUUGAUGUGUGCGUGCUUGGGUGAGUAACUUGGUUGAGUAACUUGGGUUUUGGAUGGGGCUGGGGCGGUACGGAAAGGGGAAUUUGGGAUAGGGAUGGAAAGGAGGGGCGGUCUUUGUG